This is a messenger RNA of Drosophila elegans, 4689 nucleotides long. RefSeq lists its product as uncharacterized. Bases 651 to 4601 code for a protein of 1316 amino acids. The record is from RefSeq and is a predicted model, not a curated record. Gene Ontology annotation, molecular function: protein binding. NCBI's taxonomy places the organism in Eukaryota, Metazoa, Arthropoda, Insecta, Diptera, Drosophilidae. The transcript has 3 exons.
ACAAAACACUCGAGGAGCACACACAAAUACCAUACUUGUCCUAUCUAUACAACUAUCUAUACAUAUACCCCAAGAGACUGAACACCAAACAACUGAAUAAAAAAAAAAACAAAAACUAAAUCACCAAAAAUCAACGUCGAGAACUGAAGGGAAAAGCAGCUCAAGUGGAGCAGUCGCUCCCAAUUCCAUUCGCCGCACACCCACUGUAUCUAUUUGUGUGUCCCCAAAAAGAACCAAACUAAUCCAUAAUCCGACGACCAGGGAGCUGAAUGCAGUUGCAAAUUAGAUAACCAGGACUGGUUAUUCGAACAUUCGGGGAUUUACCAUAAAACUGGGCUCUUCUAAGACUGCAUAUUAUGCAAGGAAAGUAGAGGAUUCACCAGAGAUCAUCCUUAAUCCCCAUAACCAUGUCCGAAGCUCUCCAGGAGUCGCUUGCCCGCAUCGAACUAUUAUGAAACUCGAAGGUGGAAGGUGCCACACGCACGGCAACGGGCCAGGGUCAGGGGCAGGUAGAGGUGGGGCAGGUGCUGGGACAGGGCCAGGUGGCAGUACAGGUGCCAGUCCAAGUGCCGUUGCAAGGACAAGUGCCACCAAGGGCGACACCGGCGACGGCGGCGGCAACUCAUGCCAGGCGCCGCCAGCUGAUCUCCAUGGCCAAAUGCCGCAGUCGCUCCGUACUCAACGAUGAAACACCAAUGCCGGAGGCAUCCUGUCCAGCUCCUGCUCCAGCUCUUGCGAAUCCUUCGCCGCAACCCCAACUACAACAACAACAACAACAACAACAGAACUACUUACCUCAAACAUCUUUGCUGAAAAUCGAACCGUUCGUUCCUAGUUUUAAUCAAAGACUACGCCGGCGUCCUAUUGGUCGCUCCCAUAGCACCUUAAGCCACAAUGUCAUCCCCAAGCGACCCGUGCAGCAGCAACUCCAGCAGCAGCAGCAACUCCAGCAGCAACAACAAUCGGAGUUGCAAGUUGGCCAGCAGCAACAACUCAAGCGGAGCUAUGCCGCCGCUGCCCAAAUCCGCCAGCAGCAGCAGCAACAACAGCAACAGCGCAAUCUACCACGUGGCGUGGGCAUCCAACGGCAGAGAUCGAAGUCCACCUCCUCCUCGGCGGCUUCCAAUAGUUGUCGUCCCGCCACGGCGGCCGUAACUCCAAACACUUUGGUGGGCAGUGCUGGUGGAACGCUGGUCAGUGGAGCCAUCGUCACACCGCAACCAAAUGGCAUCUGCCGGAUUCAGAGAUUGCCCAAGGAACGCGAGGAGUUGCCCGAUCGCAUCAACUACGACAAGAGGGGUUUGACCGCCAUUCCCAUCUUCGAACAGGAACCCAAUCUUCGGCUGCUGUCGCUGCAGCACAACCUGAUCAACACCUUCCACAUACCCAAGGAGCUGCCACCGCCUCCGCCGCCACCGCCAGUGCCAGUGACAGUGCCUCCUCCUCCGAUUUCGACGACGCGGGAGAGCAACAACAAUAAGCUGGGUGACUACAACAACGGCAAUGGAUUAAAGGAAGGAGGACGCUCUGGCCUGCGUGGCCACCAUCCCGGCAGACUCACCCGUGCCAUGACCAAUGCAGGCGGCAAUUCCCAUCGCCUGUCGCCGAAAUCCGGAGGAAGUCCUGGUUCGGGUAGUCCACUGACCACCCAGGCACUGGCCAUCAAUGGAGGAGGAGCCGCCGGGCGCUCCAAGCUCCAAGCCAAAAGGGGCUACAACUAUGGGCAGGCACAGCUGACGCCUCCGCCGGCGCUGCGCAUGCGCUAUGGACUGGAGAAAUCGAAGAGCUUCGUGAGCAGCAGCCUGCAGGCGAUGAAGCACCAGCAACAGCUCAUCCAGAGGCGGGCAUUGCUGAAGGCCACCAGGGGAGUGGCCGGCGGAGCGGCCGGCAAUCUCCUCCAGAGCUGCGACGAGGGCAGUGCCCUGCACAGCAGCAAUCUCUCGCUGUGCGGCGGAUGUGGCGAGGAGGAGGAUUCGCCCAGUGUGAUGACCACCAGUUCCGCGCUGGAGCAGCUGAGCAUCAAGAACAAGCAGUUGAGUUUGAGCGCCAGCUACGGCAGCAUCUUCCAGCAGCUGGUCUUCCUGGAUCUGUACGACAAUCAGAUCGAGAGGAUAGCCAAUCUGGAUGGACUGCCCUCGCUGUCAGUGCUCCUGCUGGGUAAGAACCGGAUCACGGACAUUGGAGGGUUAUCUUCUCUAAAGGAUUCCCUGAGGGUGCUGGAUCUGCAUGGCAACAAGCUCACCAGUUUGGGCAGCCGCAUCAAUUGCCUGCAGCAACUCAAGUCGCUGAAUCUGGCGGGGAAUCAAAUACGUCAGAUAAACCAGCAGGAUUUCCUGGGACUUCGUUGUCUCCGGGAACUGAAUCUCAAAAGGAACAAGCUGCGGCGGAUCAAUGGCUUCCAGCAUUUGGUUUCGCUGGAGCGGCUUUGGCUGUGCCACAACGAACUGCAUCGCGUGGAUGAUAUGGCCAGUAUAGCUCGGGCCAACCGGCUCCUGGAAGUCACCAUCGAAAAUAAUCCUGUCUCCCUCGCAGGAGAUUGUGUAUCCUUCCUGGUUUCGUAUCUGCCACUGCUGCAGACCCUCAGUCAAAUGCCCAUCACGGAGCAAGUGCGUCGGGCGGCUCUGGCCUGGCGCCAGCACAAGGAGCAGGCCCAAGCUGCUCCUGGCAGCUCGGAAGCCUAUCGCAGCAUCCGUCGCGAAGAGGUGAUAUCCAAUGCGAGGACGAACUGGGAGCUACUGCGUUCGCAGCAGACAGUGGCGGGUCGUCCCAAGAGCCGGCUGACCAGCGAGCUGGCCAAGAUCAAUGAGUCCAAUGAGGGUCCAACGGCCGAGGAGGCGGAAACCGAGUCCGAGGAGUCGCAACAGCAGCCCAAGGAACUGAUGGACGAGCUGCAGGCACUGAUCAAACUGCCGCCGAUAGCGAGGAAUUUGAGGAACCCCCUGGUGGAGGAUGACGUCUCCUCGGAGGCCUCCAGCCUGGGACCCAAUGUGGACUCCUGCUCCAGUUGCUACAGCUCCGAUAAUGACGAGGUCGCAGCUAAAAAUAGUAAACCACAAACGACGCAGAUCGAUGAAAACUGCAAUAAAGUGGGUGUGGCAGAGAAGCCACCAGCUUCACCUGUUCCAGCUUCAACUCCAGCUCCAGCCAGUCCAUCUCCUGAGGUGACUAAGGCAGCAGCUCCUCCAGCUGCAGUGGCCUCCUCACCUUCUCCGCCCGCCUUGACCUUGACGCCGCCCGCUGCUCCUGGAACUCCGGUGCCGGGUGGUGCACCCACUCCUCCGGGUGGUGCACCCACCACUGCCACCCUGCCCCUGCCCGCCACUGCAUCCUCGAGCACAAGUCGUCCGGCGAGCAGCAAACAGCGUCCCCGACAUGCGCCCAUCACCCAGCUAGGCUUGCAGAUCAAUCAGCGCGGAGGAGCAGGAGGAGCCUCCUCCAAGCGGUACAUGGCUGGCAGUCUGGUGCGGGCACAAACCGUGAGCAGCAGCACCAGCAACAGCAGCAGUUCCACCAGCACUGGUCGCGGAAAGGCCACCCAAAAUGGCCUGACUUUGGUGGCCACUCAAACAAAGGCGGCAACGAGUGCCACUUCGAACCAAUCCUCUGCAGGAACAGGAGGCGGAGGAGCAGGAGGAUCGGCAACAUCCAGUGGAGCAAGUGCUGCUGCCACGCCCAGUGCCGCCAUCACGGUGUCCAAGCCGAGUGCCGCUGAACGGGAAAGAGAGCAGGGUGGCGAUUACCUGAUCGAGAUUUGUGGCCGCUACCUGAACAUCUAUGGCCAGGGAGCACUCCGUUUCAUCGACAAGCAGUGGAAUCCGGCCAAGGCCAAUGAUGUGCACACCUUGAACUUCAGCUACAUCAACUUCAACAGCAUUGUGUGUGUGCUGGGCAGGAUCAAGCUGCGAUUCCCCCAUGCCGAGCACUACGUUUUCCGGGAGACGAACAUCUCGUGUUUGGGCCAACUCAAUGGACUGGCCGAGCUGCAGGGACUGAGCAGUCUGCUCAUCGAUUCCGAGGGCAAUGGCAUAACGCUGAAGGAAUCCUGGCGAGCCUAUGCCAUCUACAGGCUCUCCCACUGGGGACUGAAACAGCUAAAUGGCCAGGAGGUCAGCGAAGCCGAGGUGGAGGCGGCCAAUGCCAUGUACGUGGGACUCUCCGACCUGGUGCUGUGGUCCAUGCCGGAGGUGAUGCUGCAGCCGCUGUUGGCGCGCCUGCGUCUGGAUGAGACCUGCACGGCCAGCAAGCUGUCGCCCAAGGAGUGGCUCCUGCGGCCGGACAACAAAUCCCUCCGCCUGGUGGUGGGCAAAGAGGCGCUCCAGUGGAAGAAGAAUGCCGGCACAGGAGCUGCCUCCUCCGUGAGCAGCUUGAGCAUCAGUCCAGCAACGGAGGCGGCCGGCACUGCCAUGGCGCCCAGUGCCCGGGAUCGGGGUCGCCAGCACUUUGCCCUGCUGCUGGAGAACACUUGCAACGCCGUGGAGAAGCUGCACAAACUGGAAACCCUGUGGCCCAGCAUGCUGCUCGACAUCGUCCGGAACACGCUCCUCGAUUACGCCCAGUUGGAUGUCUACCUGCGGAAUCUCAUGUGCGAACUGAUGAAGUGAGGUGCGUUUGGUGGUGGUCCCAUGUGAGAAAGAGAAACGAGAACGAGAAUUAGUCGUACUGGCUUUUAGAUAGCGGCGCACAGAUAGA